GUGCCGCAACAUAUGAUAGCAUGAUUGAUGGCGCACCCAUUGGCACAGCUGCUGGUUAUCCUUGGCGUUCCGCAAUCAGGUGGGUCUAGCUGUGGGGUGACAAUCCCUCGCGCGCCGGGCGCGCCGAGCGCCCUGCUCGAGCCGCUCCGUGUGGGUGAGCCUGAUGACCUGGACUUAGAGGACAUGCUGUUCUCAGACCCUGAGCCGCGAGAUUGGGAGAACAUUCUUCGCCGCUGCUCGCAGGGGGGGGAGAGCUGCCGGACCUUUGGCAUCGAGGAGUGGAACCUGACCUCCUUCAACGUCCUGAGGCACCAGGGUGUGACCGGCAAGCCCUGUGCUGAAGACUUCGCCGUGGUGCAAAGGAUGUGCGGAGGCCCCGUCGCGUGCCGCGAGAUCGACGGCAAGCGCCGGGUCGUGGGCUUCUCUGGCGAGGGCCGGCCGGAUCUCAACGCCUUGUCGCAGCUCCCCCAUUUAUUUGCCUUGGAGCUCCACGGGCCUCGCAGGGAGGACCUUCAAGGGCAGUGGCCUCAGUCUCUGCGAGUGCUGCGGCUGGUGGCCCCGCACACGGGCGCUCUAACGCUGGCGCCGACGCUGCGGAGUUUGCAGAUCCACGGGCGCCAGGACAACCUGCGCUGGACAAAGAUUGACUUUGCAGCGUUGUGUGGCUUGAACUUGACAUACUUUGUCGCUUUUGCUAUUGAGGUUGCCGGCGGCACUUUGCCGGAUUGCUGGGCUGGCAUGAAGCACCUGCGGAACUUCUAUUGCUCCAAUUGCAUGAUGAGGUUGCCGCCGACUGCAUUGCGCGGUCUUCACUCCCUUCGCUCCUUUGUGGCGUUUCGGCAGUGGGAGAUGAUACCUUGUGCACUCCGGCAUGUUGCCAAUGCGAGCGCCUGCAAAGCCUCGUGGGAAACGCAGCACGAGACGAAGGCACCCUGCCACGUCAUUGCAAUCUCGGGGCCAAGUUGCCAGGGCCAUUGGAGCGGCGACGCCGCGAACUCGGAUUGGGGUGACUUCCAGGAAGGGCCUAGCUUCCUAUGCCCGGAGUUCUCGUUCUCGUUCCCUUUCGAGGAGUUCCUAAAGCUCGACUGGCCCAACAUCCAAAAAGUUUGGCUGGACGGGAACUUUCUCACUGGCCGAAUUCCGGAGAACAUCGGGGACUUGUGGCCAAAGCUUGAGUCCCUGGACCUCUACGACAACAACCUCGAAGGUCCUGUGCCAGCCUCCUUGGGCUCGUUGCCCUUUCUGAAGCUUCAGCUGCACGGCAAUCGCUUGGAGGGCCGGGUGCCGGAGCCUGUGAUGCGGCUCCUAGACAGGGAGCACAUCCAGCUUGGCCUUCAAGAGAACCCCCUGCUUGAAGGCUGCGCCCCCCAGGUGGGCCACUGGACGAAUGGCAUACCAGGCACCAGAGUUCGGCCUUGUGACGAGCUCUAGGCUUGG
This is a messenger RNA of Effrenium voratum, 1437 nucleotides long. Lineage: Eukaryota; Dinophyceae; Suessiales; Symbiodiniaceae. The record is from the annotation of a GenBank genome assembly.